Molecule: messenger RNA, 1829 nt
Organism: Sinocyclocheilus grahami
Lineage: Eukaryota; Metazoa; Chordata; Actinopteri; Cypriniformes; Cyprinidae
Exons: 5
Coding region: 585-1439 (284 amino acids)
Source: RefSeq, a predicted model, not a curated record
AAGGCUCCUGGAGAAAGGAAGUUUUAUUGAGGGACUCCUAUUUGAUAGUUUGUUGAGCGCAUUUCCAGGUACAUCCAGUAGGAGGCAUUAUUGUACAAGUUUUCUGCCUGUUGCCUCAUUGUGUUAUUACUGAGAGAAAGGCAGCUGCGCACUUAGUUUUCCUGCCUAUUAUUUUGGAUGUUUGUUGGCGUUUGGUGUUUCAAAGUGUUAGUUCAUGACCAUAAAACUAAUAUUCAAUACACUUUGGAAAGAAGCUCCAGUCUCCUCAUUCUUUGUGUCCUGACCGACACACCAGGAGUGUAUACUGCUGAUAGUUAGAACCAGAGCCUAGCAGUCUUAUUUCCUCUCCAACAACGGUCAUUGUUCAGUUGAAGUCGUCUGCAUCCGGAAACCUCAGAAAAUCAGCUAAUGGCUAAGCAGGCAGCAUUGUUCAUGAAGGUUCAAGGGGUAGACCAAGCUUAGACGUGACUAGGGAACAGCUGUAGCUGUUGCUCAAGCAGGGGUUCAAAGCAAAGGCCAUGGCAAGGAUGCUUGGAUGCUCAACCUCCUACAUGUACCACAAACCCCAUGCCCUAGGAAUAUGAAUGAGGGACCAAUUUACCCAAAUUGAUGAUGAUGAUCUCGAGCAGUGUGUACGAAGGCUUCAUCGGCAGUAUCCCAAAUCAGGUUAUGAGAUGAUGCAAGGAUACCUGUCAGCUGAGGGAAUACAUGUACAGAGACAACGUGUGCGUAAUAUGCUCAGUAAAAUUAACCCAGCAGCAGCAGCUGAACGGUGGAGCUGUGCUGUUGCAAGAUGGACAUACUCUGUCCCGCUUCCAAACAGUCUUUGGCACAUAGAUGGGCACAUGCGCCUUAUAAGAUGGGGAAUAGUGACACACGGAGGGAUUGACGGACACUCACGAGUCAUCACUUACCUAAGAGCAAACCUUGAUAACACUGCUUUGACAGUGUUGGCCAGUUUUGUUGGAGCAACAUUUCAGUAUGAACUCCCAUCCAGAGUGAGGUCUGACUGUGUUGGAGAAAACACACAGGUUGCUCUGCUUAUGAAUUUGAUUUAUGGUGAUGAACGGAGGAGUCACAUCACUGGAAGAUCAGUACACAACCAGCGUAUCGAAAGGCUCUGGAGAGAUGUUUUUACCCAGGUAAUUCAAUACUUCUACCACCUGUUUUAUUUCUUUGAGGAUGAGCAAAUUCUGGAUCCAGACAAUGACAUACACAGAUUCUCUUUACAACAAGUUUACCUGCCAGCCAUGCAGGAAAGACUGGACACUUUCAGAGCAGCAUGGAACAGUCACCGGCUACGUACUGAAUCAAAUCGUACACCCAACCAGAUAUGGAUGGAAGGUAUGGUUGCUAACUGUCAACAGGACACAACAGCCAUUAACCAUGUUUUCAGCCGGGUCCCACAUAAUGAAGAACUGGAGACCAUGCUGGGGUGAUAUGGAGUCCAGCUAACUCAAUUGGAAGUUAAUCAGGAUGACCUUGAAAGAGCUGUAGUAGUUACUCGACCACAAAUUAACUUAUACUUUAACAAAUUAAAAUACUUAAAGCUACACUAACAAGAAUUACUGACCUGAAGGAAAAAUAUUUGACCUGCUGCAGAGAAAUUACCAGAUUCCUACACUAGGCUGAAAAUAUGUACCACUCGAGUAUUCCGCCAUUAGGGUAAAAUACUGUAGAGUGUUUGAGAGAUUUAAUAGUACCGUACUGCAUGCUAGUUAAAUUUCAUGACUUUAUUUGUUCACGUGUAACCAUGACAUUUUAAUCAAGAUGCUAUUUGAAACAUUAAAUUUUUUUUGCAAUAAAACAACUGCAUUGUAGUUCUUUAA